GCCGACCAGGCGCUCGCGUCGCUGGGCUACAAGUCCGAGCUGCCUCGCCAUCUCUCCAUGAUGUCCAUCCUGGGCCUCUCCUUCGCCAUCAUGGCCGUUCCCUUUGGCCUCAGCACCACGCUGUACAUCACCCUCACCAACGGCCAGUCCGUCACCAUUCUCUGGGGCUGGAUCCUCGUCUCCCUCAUCUCCGUCUGCAUUGCCGCCUCGCUCGCCGAAAUCUGCGCCGUCUUUCCCACUGCAGGCGGCGUCUACUACUGGUCUGCCAUGCUGAGCUCCCGCGAGUGGGCGCCUCUGGUCAGCUUUGUGGACGGAUGGCUCACUCUUGUCGGCAACUGGACGGUGACGCUGAGUAUCAACUUUUCCGGCGCGCAGCUUAUCUUGAGCGCCAUCAGCAUCUUCAACGAAGACUUUGUGGCAAAUACGUGGCAGACUGUCUUGUGUUUUUGGGCCGUGAUGCUGGUAUGCGCUUUAGUCAAUGCGUUUGGGUCGCGAUACUUGGACCUCAUCAACAAGGUCUGCAUAUACUGGACCGCUGCCAGCGUCAUCAUCAUCAUGGUCACCCUGCUUACCAUGGCCGACCACCGACACUCGGGUGAAUAUGUCUUUGCUCACUAUGAUGCCUCAGCCAGCGGAUGGCCGACGGGCUGGUCCUUUUUUGUCGGACUCCUCCAAGCUGCUUAUACUCUCACCGGCUACGGAAUGGUUGCCGCCAUGUGCGAAGAAGUGCAAAACCCCGAGCGCGAAGUCCCCAAAGCCAUUGUCCUCUCCGUCGUUGCCGCCGGCUUUACUGGCGUCAUCUACCUCAUCCCCCUCCUCUUCGUGCUUCCCGAUGUCCAAACCCUGCUCAGCGUUGCAAAUUCCCAGCCAAUUGGUCUACUCUUCAAGACUGUCACCGGAUCCGCAGCUGGUGGCUUUGGUCUCUUGUUUCUCAUCCUUGGAAUAUUAAUGUUCGCUGGCAUUGGCGCCCUCACGGCUGCCUCGCGUUGCACAUAUGCUUUUGCUCGAGACGGUGCCAUUCCCGGAUAUAAGCUUUGGCGCAAGGUGAAUAAGUCUUUUGACGUGCCCAUCUGGGCUCUUGUCCUCUCUACGGCAGUCGACUGUAUCCUCGGAUGCAUCUAUUUCGGCUCGUCGGCUGCCUUCAACUCCUUCACUGGCGUCGCCACAAUCUGUCUCUCCACCUCAUAUGGUGUCCCCGUCCUGGUCAAUCUUGUCCAGCGGCGCAAGGCCGUACGACACUCACCUUACCCUCUUGGCAAAGUCAUGGGCCCUAUUAUCAACGUCAUCUGCAUCAUCUGGAUCGUCUUCUCCGUCGUCAUCUUCUGCAUGCCUGUGUCGCUGCCGGUAGACCCCACGACGAUGAACUACGCUUCGGUGGUGUUUGCCGGAUUUGGAGCCAUUGCCUUUAUUUGGUACUUUGCGUAUGCGCGCAAGAACUUUACAGGUCCUCCGGUUAGAAGCGGUGGAGAAGACGAUGCUAUUACGACAGUGGGAGUGGCAGUGGGUGAGCCCGGAAGAGGCUCGGAGUCACCGCAAACGAAUAUGGAAAAGGAUAUGAAAUAGGCUAGAACCUACGAUGAGUAAUAUGAGCAUAACGAGUAAUUCUUCUUCUUAAUUCAAUUGCUUUAGUAAUUCAUGAAUCUAUUACAUACUCCUGCUAUCUAUACCAGCGAAGCAUGCCCAUAAUCAUAACAGGUAUAUACAAAAAAGGCAAAAAAAGACAUUUUAUUUUCCCAUCACACCCAGGUUUUCCCCUUUAAACACUGAUAGUCCGGAACACGCUGAAUUCCUCACCGGUAGCAAUCAAGCUGCCCGGAAUCUGCGGGUGCCAGUGCACCUCCCUGACAUCCUUGAGGUAGUGAACAAACAGCAGCUGAGGCGGCACGUCCUUGACGCCAGCAGUGUCCUUGCUCUCCUCGUCGUCCAGCUCGACAGCCAGAUCCCACAGCGUAACGGUGUUAUCAGCCGCAGCCAGCGCAAUAAUAGAAUCGUCCGUGGGAUGCCACUCGAUACUGCAAAUUUGCUCCUUGUGGUAGUUGAAGCUGGCCACUGGCUGGGGCUUGCUGUCAUUGCCCUUCCAUUGUCUAAGAUCCCAGACAGCCCAGGUUCCGUCGUCGGCUCCGGAGGCGAGCAGGUUGGUGGUGUGCCUGGACCAGGACAUGACGUUGACGUCGUAGUUGGAGACUUGGACCGUGAUGGCGGGUUUCCUCGACUUGGAUCGAACGUCCCAGAUGCGAACGGUGCCGUCGCUGGAGGCAGAUGCGAAGACGGACUGCUCGGAGGGAGACCACUGGAUUUCCUCUACGCUGCUGGCGUGGCCCUGGAAUGGUCUGUUGUCGGUGACCCAGCCGCCGCCAUCAGUGCGCGUCGUCAUGUAGAUGAGGCCGUCGUUGUCGCCAGUCAGGAGCUUUCCACCGGGGACGAGCGGUGACCAGUCCACGGCAUAACCCUCAGACUUGUGUGCUCUAAUGGUAGAAAUAGGCUUAUUCUGCUGGGCCGUAAUGACAGUGCCGGGCGUAUCGAACGAGGU
Trichoderma atroviride IMI 206040 is the source of this 2530-nucleotide messenger RNA. RefSeq lists its product as uncharacterized. Lineage: Eukaryota; Fungi; Ascomycota; Sordariomycetes; Hypocreales; Hypocreaceae. Gene Ontology annotation, cellular component: membrane. The record is from RefSeq and is a predicted model, not a curated record. Gene Ontology annotation, molecular function: transmembrane transporter activity. Gene Ontology annotation, biological process: transmembrane transport.